This is a messenger RNA of Fusarium tjaetaba, 1884 nucleotides long. RefSeq lists its product as uncharacterized. The transcript is spliced from 8 exons. Gene Ontology annotation, cellular component: plasma membrane. The record is from RefSeq and is a predicted model, not a curated record. NCBI's taxonomy places the organism in Eukaryota, Fungi, Ascomycota, Sordariomycetes, Hypocreales, Nectriaceae. Gene Ontology annotation, molecular function: G protein-coupled receptor activity. Gene Ontology annotation, biological process: adenylate cyclase-activating G protein-coupled receptor signaling pathway. The coding region runs from base 1 to 1884 and encodes 627 amino acids.
AUGGCUUCACACGAUUCUGGUUCCACCCUCGAGGCGAGACUUGCGGCCGUGGAGAAGCUAGCACAACGAGCCUACGAUCGAGGAGAGGUAGAGAACGUGUUCAGCAAGUAUAUGCAUCUUCACAAUGUGUUCCAAGACGAACAGAUCAAGGCUCUGUGGGUCAAGCGUGGUACCCCUGGAGUCCACGCCCAGUACACCAAUGUCGGAGUGUACACCGACUACGACAGCAUUAUGGCCUACCAUAGCGGCCGACCGUCACCACCUGGAAAGCUGAUCCUACACGAAACUACCACCCCAUUGAUCGAAGUUGCAGGCGAUGGUGAAACUGCAAAGGGGUUUUGGUUGAUGGCUGGAGUUGAAAGCGGCCUAGCUGACCCCAAGAACGUGGGAACUAUGCCAGAAUUUCUCUACGAGCCUGAAGAUAAGAACGUCGAUGGCAAGAGAGUCUGGACUCACUGGGUCUGGUGCCACUAUGCUUUGGACUUUCUGAAGCAAGAUGGCCAGUGGAAGAUCUGGCACUUCCGGUGUCUUGAAGUGACUCGCGCACCCUUUAGUGAGAAUUGGAUCACAUUUGCCAAGAAGAAUCAGUUAGCGUUUGACAAGGAUCUUGCGUACUUUGGAAAUGACGGCAAGGCUGUCUUUAUGCCGACGCCAGAUGCCAAGCCAGAAAAGGUCAGUUAUGCGAACCUCGACCCCAUCUUCUCAGCUUCCAUCUCAAACCUUCUCCGCUCACCGCUGACCUCGGUCACUGUCGCUUUCAACCACCGCCCAAAUGCCAGUCAAUCAAUCGCACGAGAAGCGACCGAGAUGUUCUCCGACUCUCAGCUAGAGCUGCUGGCGCUGCUGGAGAGGGUCUUUUCGUCAAUCAGCCUCGUGGCUGUAGUGCUUAUUUUCGUGACGUACGGAAGCAUACCGAGGCUGCGCAAUCCUCGGAAUACGUUUAUUGUGUUUGCGAGCAUCGCGAAUUUGGGCGCUAGCAUUGGGACUGUUAUUUCACGCGACGGAUUGGCUCGUGGUGAGGACUCGGCACUUUGCAGGGCGCAAAGCUUCCUGGUACACAUGCAAUCUGAUGCCUGGUGGUCUCUCGGGUUUACACUGUUUUUCAUCUCGACUCCAGCGCGUGGUCCUGUCUAUGGAGCGACAACUACCUGGUGCUGGAUUCGAGAGUCUUGGGUCAGCAUACGACUCUUCACCUCAUACCUCUUUGUAUGGAUCUGCAUCGCGACGUCAAUCGUUUUGAACACGGCGGUCGGCUUUCGCCUCUUUCGCGCAAGAAAUAAGGCUCGAGGUAUCUUGAACUCGCGCAUUCAGACCACAGUAACCGAUCCUCAAACAGUAACAGAAACAAACACCGACACUGACGUACAAGUACUCGAACAUCCAUCCGCUACUGCCAUGUCUGAUGCGCAAAAGUCAACUCCCAAUGCCACGACCGUGGAGCCAAUUCCUCCUAGCCAAAAGCAACAAUCUUCAUCAUCAACCCCCAGUAGAACCAAAUCCAAGUUUUGGCUCAAAGACCCAAUCAAACGGGCUUACCUAUUCACAACCUUCAUGUUUACACUGAGCGUCCUUGUGACGUGGGUACCAGCGAGCAUCACACGUAUCCAUAGUCUACUUAACCGUGAUGUUCCAUACUCAUACCAAGUUGCCAUAGCGGCCGUUAUGCCGUUGCAGGGUCUCUGGAACGCUUUGAUCUUUUUCACGACUAGCCGGGGCGUUAUAAAGGAUGUGAUUCGCAAGAAAUGGGGUCGUUGGGUCUUCAAGCCCAUCAAGAACAAUACCGAAAUAGUGGGAAGGGAGAGUGCUCCAAGGGUAAGGGUCAGUGAGCACACUAACAGCACGGAUUCAGCAAGUGAUAUUGAGCUCCGCCGACUGGCGAGGUGA